Molecule: messenger RNA, 3445 nt
Organism: Seriola dumerili (greater amberjack)
Lineage: Eukaryota; Metazoa; Chordata; Actinopteri; Carangiformes; Carangidae
Gene: atp2a3
Product: ATPase sarcoplasmic/endoplasmic reticulum Ca2+ transporting 3
Exons: 21
Coding region: 1-3015 (1004 amino acids)
Biological process (GO): calcium ion transmembrane transport; intracellular calcium ion homeostasis
Cellular component (GO): membrane
Molecular function (GO): ATP hydrolysis activity; ATP binding; P-type calcium transporter activity
Source: RefSeq, a predicted model, not a curated record
AUGGAAAAUGCGCACACUAAAUCAGCGACUGAAGUUUUAGACAACUUCGGUGUGAACGAAAACACUGGGCUGACUCUGGAACAAGUCAAAGUCCAUUUGGAGAAAUAUGGACCGAACGAGCUCCCGGCUGAAGAAGGCAAGUCCCUGUGGGAGCUGGUGGUGGAGCAGUUUGAAGACCUCCUGGUCAGGAUCCUGCUGCUAGCUGCCUGCGUCUCCUUUGUGUUGGCUCUGUUUGAGGAGGGAGAGGAGACGACCACCGCCUUUGUGGAGCCUGUUGUCAUUCUUCUUAUCCUCAUUGCCAACGCUGUUAUUGGGGUCUGGCAGGAGCGCAACGCUGAGAAUGCCAUCGAGGCCCUGAAAGAGUACGAACCGGAGAUGGGGAAGGUGUACCGCAUGAACCGCAAGGCCGUCCAGAGGAUCAAAGCCCGAGACAUCGUCCCAGGGGACAUAGUGGAGGUGGCAGUUGGUGACAAGGUGCCUGCUGACAUCAGAGUGACCUCUAUAAAGUCCACCACCCUGCGAGUGGACCAGUCCAUCCUCACAGGGGAGUCUGUGUCCGUCAUCAAACACACUGACCCUGUCCCUGACCCCAGAGCUGUCAACCAGGACAAAAAGAACAUGCUGUUUUCUGGCACCAACAUUGCUGCAGGUCGCGCCAUAGGUGUCGUCGUCGCUACCGGCGUGACCACAGAGAUUGGUAAGAUCCGUAACCAGAUGGCAGCUACGGAGCAAGAGAAGACGCCGCUGCAGCAGAAGCUGGACGAGUUCGGACAGCAGCUCUCCAAGGUCAUCUCCCUGAUCUGCGUGGCCGUGUGGGUCAUCAACAUCGGCCACUUCGGAGACCCCGUCCACGGCGGCUCCUGGGUCCGAGGCGCCAUCUACUACUUUAAGAUCGCUGUGGCCCUGGCUGUGGCCGCGAUCCCUGAGGGCCUGCCCGCUGUCAUCACCACCUGCCUGGCCCUCGGCACACGUCGCAUGGCCAAGAAAAAUGCCAUUGUUCGCAGCCUGCCGUCUGUCGAGACCCUGGGCUGUACCUCUGUUAUCUGCUCUGACAAGACGGGCACCCUCACCACCAACCAGAUGUCUGUUUGCAGAAUGUUCGUCGCAGACAAGGUGGAAGACUCAAACUGCACCCUUCAUGAGUUCUCUAUAACUGGUUCUACUUAUGCCCCUGAGGGACAAAUACUGAAAGGAGAAAGGCCCGUCCAGUGUGGUGACUAUGAUGGACUUUUGGAGUUGGCCACUGUGUGCUCUAUGUGCAAUGACUCUUCACUGGACUACAAUGAGGCCAAGGGGGUUUAUGAGAAGGUGGGUGAGGCCACAGAGACGGCUCUCACCACCUUGGUGGAGAAGAUGAACGUCUUCAAGACUGACCUAUCUGGACUCAGCAAGGUGGAACGUGCCGGGUCCUGCAACUCGGUGAUCAGACAGUUGAUGAAGAAGGAGUUCACCCUGGAGUUCUCUCGUGACCGCAAGUCCAUGUCUGUCUACUGCACCCCCGUCAAGCCGGGCUCCCAGAGCAAGAUGUUCAUCAAGGGUGCUCCGGAGAGUGUGAUGGAGCGGUGUCAGUACCUACGCGUGGGGACAGGGAAGGUGACGCUGACACCGGCCCUGCGUGACCAGCUGAUGUCCAAGAUCAGGGACUGGGGGACAGGCAGGGACACCCUGCGCUGCCUGGCUCUGGCCACACAUGACACCCCGCCACGCAAAGAGGACAUGGACCUGGAGAACUCCACCAAGUUUGUGGAGUAUGAGCUGGGUCUCACGUUUGUUGGCUGUGUGGGCAUGCUCGACCCGCCCAGGAAGGAGGUGAUCGGUGCGGUGAAACUGUGCAACGAGGCCGGUAUUCGCGUCAUCAUGAUCACGGGAGACAACAAGGGCACAGCUGUGGCCAUAUGCAGACGAAUCGGCAUCUUCGGGGAGGAUGAGGACGUGGCGGGAAAGGCCUACACGGGCCGCGAGUUCGACGACCUCCCGCAGGAGGCGCAGAGGGACGCCGUCAAACGGGCGCGGUGCUUCGCCCGCGUCGAGCCGGCUCACAAGUCGAAGAUCGUCGGAUACCUGCAGUCAUUCGAUGAGAUUACUGCCAUGACGGGAGAUGGUGUGAACGAUGCCCCAGCCCUGAAGAAAGCAGAGAUUGGCAUUGCCAUGGGCUCUGGGACUGCAGUGGCCAAGUCAGCAUCUGAGAUGGUGCUGUCUGAUGACAACUUCUCCACCAUCGUGGCUGCCGUGGAGGAGGGCAGAGCCAUCUACAACAACAUGAAGCAGUUCAUCAGAUACCUCAUCUCCUCCAACGUGGGAGAAGUCGUCUGCAUCUUCCUGACGGCCAUCCUGGGUCUCCCCGAGGCUUUGAUUCCAGUGCAGCUGCUGUGGGUUAAUCUGGUGACCGAUGGCCUGCCUGCCACUGCCCUGGGCUUUAACCCGCCAGACCUGGACAUCAUGGACAAACCCCCUCGCAACCCGAAGGAGCCUCUCAUCUCUGGCUGGCUCUUCUUCAGAUACCUGGCCAUUGGAGGAUACGUGGGUCUUGGAACAGUGAGCGCUGCGACGUGGUGGUACCUGUUUGAUGAGGAAGGCCCACAGGUGUCUUUCUAUCAGCUGCGACAUUUCAUGCAGUGCACCGAGGAUAACCCCAUGUUCCAGAAAAUAGACUGUGAGGUGUUUGAGUCCCGCUACCCCACCACCAUGGCCCUGUCUGUGCUGGUCACCAUCGAAAUGUUCAACGCGCUCAACAGUUUGUCUGAGAACCAGUCCCUGGUCAGGAUGCCUCCCUGGGUCAACAUCUGGCUGCUGGGAGCCAUCAUCCUCUCGCUCUCCCUCCACUUCUUAAUCCUCUAUGUUGAGCCUCUGCCGCUCAUCUUCCAGGUGACCCCCCUGCGCUGGUCCCAGUGGAUCAUGGUCCUGAAGAUCUCCAUUCCGGUCAUCCUCCUGGAUGAGGCACUGAAAUAUAUGUCCAGGAACCAUCUAGAAGGUGAUGAGGAGAAGAAAUAUCGGAGGAGAUGGCAGCUGAACUAAGACCUCUCCCUCAACACACUCACACAGUUUAGACACACGCCUACCCACUUCCCUUUAUGAGCUAGGAGCCUUUUCUCUCCCCCCUGUCCUCGUUCCCCGCUCCUGCAUGUCCAACAAAGCACCACUAGAAAAUGAGCAGGGCUUGCAUGAGAAUGAGUGUGCAAGAAAGAGAGCAUGGCUUUGUACGAGUGUGUGAGUAGAUGAACACUCUGUGUGUGUUGUGUGUGUGUGUGUGUGUGUGUGUGUACAGGGAGAUGCAGGCCUGUCUUUAUAGUUGCGAGAGCGAGAAACAACUGCAGAAAAAAAGGAUAAAACUGCCCAGGGCUCUGCUUUUUAAAGAUUUCUGCUCAUUGUUUCAGUUUUUUUUUUGUUGUUGUUUUUGACUGUACAGUACAAACAUAGUGGUGCAGUACCUGGACUCUGGGGAGGG